Trichechus manatus latirostris (Florida manatee) is the source of this 5631-nucleotide messenger RNA. RefSeq names its product RNA binding motif protein 20 (gene RBM20). The transcript is spliced from 15 exons. Gene Ontology annotation, cellular component: nucleus. The record is from RefSeq and is a predicted model, not a curated record. The coding region runs from base 1 to 3663 and encodes 1220 amino acids. Gene Ontology annotation, molecular function: mRNA binding; zinc ion binding. NCBI's taxonomy places the organism in Eukaryota, Metazoa, Chordata, Mammalia, Sirenia, Trichechidae. Gene Ontology annotation, biological process: regulation of RNA splicing.
AUGGUGCUGGCCGCAGCCAUGAGCCAGGACGCGGACCCCAGCGGCCCGGAGCCAGCGGACAGAGAUGCCCGCAGCGUGCCCGGCGCCUCGGUGCCCCCGGCCCCCCCGGGCCCAAGAGGGAUGCAGCCGCUGCCGCCGCCGCCGCCGCCUCCGACUGGCCUACCCCAGAUCAUCCAAAAUGCCGCCAAGCUCCUGGACAAGAACCCGUUCUCGGUCAGUAACCCGAACCCUCUGCUUCCAUCGCCUGCCAGUCUCCAACUGGCUCAACUGCAAGCCCAGCUCACCCUCCACCGGCUGAAGUUGGCACAGACAGCUGUCACCAACAACACUGCGGCCGCCACGGUCCUGAACCAAGUCCUCUCCAAAGUGGCCAUGUCCCAGCCUCUGUUCAACCAGCUGAGGCAUCCAUCUGUCAUCAGCACACCCCAUGGCCAUACUGGGGUGCCCCAGCAUGCUGCCACCAUGCCCAGUGCCCGGUUUCCCUCUAACACAAUUGCCUUCUCACCCCCUGGCCAGACACGAGGCCCAGGACCCUCCAUGAGCCUUCCCAGCCAGCCCCCCAGUGCCGUGGUGAUGCAUCCUUUCAGCGGGGUCAUGCCACAGACCCCUACCCAACCAGCUGUCCUCUUGGGUAUUGGCAAGUCUGGGCCCACCCCUGCUACCGCAGGAUUCUACGAGUAUGGUAAAGCCAACUCUGGCCAGGCAUAUGGCUCCGAAGCAGACGGUCAGCACAGCUUCCUACCAGCCUCUACCUCUGCCUCAGGCAAUGUGAACUACGAAGGACACUAUAGCCACACAGGGCAAGAUGGCCCAACUGCCUUUCCUAAAGACUUCUACGGACCCAACCCCCAAGGAUCGCAUAUGGCAGGUGGAUUUCUGGUUGAGCAGGCCGGGGGCAUGAAAGGCGAGGUAGGCCCACUGCUGCAGGGCACAAACAACCAGUGGGAGAGCCCCCAUGGAUUCUCUGGCCAAAGCAAGCCUGAUCUUACAGCAGGCCCCAACCUGUGGCCUCCACCCCUCAGCCAGCCCUAUGAGCUGUAUGACCCCGAGGAGCCCACCCCAGACAGGACCCCCCCUUCCUUUGGGGGCCGGCUUACCAACAACAAACAGGGUUUUAGCAAUGCCCGACGGCGGGCCAAGGAGGAGCAGGCGGUACUGUCCAUGCGGCCCCUGCAGGCUCAUGAGCUGAAUGACUUUCACGGUGUGCCCCCCCUCCACCUGCCACACACCUGUAGCAUCUGCGACAAGAAGGUGUUUGAUUUGAAGGACUGGGAGCUACAUGUGAAAGGGAAACUGCACGCUCAGAAAUGCCUGGUCUUCUCUGAAAACGCUGGCGUCCGGUGUGUACUUGGCUCGGCGGAGGGAACGCUGUGUGCCUCUCCCAACAGCACAGCCAUUUACAGCCUCUCUGGGAACGAAGACUAUGCCUCAAAUCUUGGAGCAUCGUAUGCAGCCAUUCCAGCAAGGUCAUUUCCUUCAGCUUCCCCAGGGACGAAUUUUGCACAGCGGAAAGCAGGUGCUGGACGCGUGGUGCACAUCUGCAAUCUCCCGGAAGGAAGCUGCACUGAGAAUGACGUCAUUAACCUGGGGCUGCCCUUUGGGAAGGUCACUAAUUACAUCCUCAUGAAGUCCACUAAUCAGGCCUUUUUAGAGAUGGCUUACACAGAAGCUGCCCAGGCCAUGGUCCAGUAUUACCAAGAAAAAUCUGCUGUGAUCAAUGGUGAGAAGUUGCUCAUUCGGAUGUCCAAGAGAUACAAGGAAUUGCAGCUGAAGAAACCGGGGAAAACUGUGGCCGCCAUCAUCCAGGACAUCCAUUCCCAGAGGGAGAGGGACAUGUUCUGGGAAGCAGACAGAUAUGGCCCAGAAAGGCCACGGUCCCGCAGUCCGGUGAGCCGCUCGCUCUCCCCGAGGUCUCACACUCCAAGCUUCACCUCCUGCAGCUCUUCCCACAGUCCUCCAGGCCCCUCCAGGGCCGACUGGGGCAAUGGCAGGGACUCGUGGGAGCACUCUCCCUAUGCCAGGAGGGAGGAAGAGCGAGACCCAGCCCCCUGGAGGGAGAACGGGGAGGACAAGAGGGACCGAACAGACAUGUGGGUGCAUGAUCGCAAACACUACCCCCGGCAACUGGACAAAGCUGAGUUAGAUGAGCGACUCGAAGGAGGAAGGGGCCACCGAGAAAAGUACCUGAGGUCUGGGUCUCCCAGUCUGCCCCACACUGUGUCCAGCUACAAAAGCCGGGAAGAUGGCUACUACUGGAAAGAGCCCAAAGCCAAGUUGGACAAGUACCUAAAGCAGCAGCAGGAUGCUCCCGGGAGGUCCAGGAGGAAGGAUGAGUCCAGGCUGCGGGAGAGCAGACACCCUCACCCUGAAGACUCAGGCAAGGAAGACGGGCUGGAGCCAAAGGUCACAAGGGCCCCUGAGAGGGCCAAGGCCAAGCAGAGUGAGAAAAAUAAAACCAAGAGAUCUGAUAGAGACCAAGAAGGAGCUGAUGAUAGAAAAGAAAGCAAAAUGGCAGAGAAUGAGACUGGGAAGGAGGAACAAGAGGGCAUGGAAGAAAGCCCCCAGUCAGUGGACAGGCAGGAGAAGGAAACAGAGUCCUUUGAUCCAGAAAACACAAGGAAAAAGAAGGAACAAGAUUGGGACAGUGGAAGCGAGGCAGAAGGGGAGAGCUGGUAUCCCACUAACAUGGAGGAGCUGGUCACAGUGGAUGAGGUAGGGGAAGAAGAAGAUUUUAUCAUGGAACCAGACAUCCCAGAGCUGGAAGAAAUUGUGGCCAUUGACCAGAAAGACAAAACCUGCCCAGAAAUAUGCCCCUGUGGGACGACCACCUUAGACCUGGACUUGGCCAGUGAUUUUGCCAAGGAGGGCGUCAAAACCAUGGGCAAUGGGGCUCCUGAAAUCAGCCUCAAGUUGGUCAGAGAACUGCCUUCUACUUCCGGGAGCUGUCCCAGUGACAUGGACGUGGAAACGCCAGGCCUAAAUCGGGAUGCUGAGCAGAAGCCAGAUGAAUGCGAAGUAGGCCACUCACUACUGGCGGCUUCAGAUUGCUGCGAGAAGGAGGCAAAGGGAGCGGAGAGUGCAGAUGUUUGUCUGGACCCCGCAGUCCAGCAAAUGUCUUCCCCCCAGCCAGCAGAGGAGAAGGCCCGGCAACUUAGCCCAGUCCUUGAUGACAGUAAGGCCAGGGGAGCCCCCGAAGAUGGGGCUUACGAAGGCAGCCCCCUGGAGGAGAAAGCCAGCCCCCCCACCGAAACCGACCUCCAAAGCCAGGCUUGCCAAGAAGUGUUGACCCAGGAAAACUCCAGGUACAGGGUGAUGAAAUCCCUGGAUGCGAGGUCACCAGAAUACACCGAAGUGGAGCUGAAACAGCCCCUUUCUUUGCCUUCCUGGGAACCAGAGGAUGUGUUCAGUGAACUUAGCAUUCCUCUAGGGGUGGAGUUCGUGGUGCCCAGGACUGGUUUUUAUUGCAAGCUGUGUGGGCUGUUCUACACGAGCGAGGAGAUGGCAAAGAUGAGCCACUGUCGCAGUGCUGUCCACUACAGGAACUUACAGAAGUACUUGUCCCAGUUGGCCGAGGAGGGCCUGAAGGAGGCCAAGGGGGCUGGCAGCCUGAGUCCGGAGGACAGCGGAGGAAUCGUGCCGCACUUUGAGAGGAAAAAGCUCUGAUGCCCCUGCUGUGCUGCUGCCAGAAGGUGGGAGGGGAGGGCCUGCUGAGGUGGGGCCUUCCUGGCCUCCCUCCAGGACAGGAACUAAAGCGAGGGAGGAAGGAAAACUCAGGCAGGGCACGUUGUUGAGUUUGUUCUCAGAGACUCAUUAAAACGCCCCUCCAGUGUCUCCAGGGGCCAGAUCACCCUGGCGUGUCCAGCCCGCUGAGGGCGACAGGCUGCCUCCUUGCUCUCUUGUUGUCUCACACAAUCUUUCAAUUAACUUUUCUCUCGUCUUCCUUCUCCCUCCCUCUCCCUCUCUCGUUUUGUGCCAAGGGUCAUUUCCUUUUCAUAAAAUCCAACUUCUCAGGGAUUUUCACAGUGUUCAAAUUCUUGAUAGGAUGUAAGAGUUCAGUCCAAACCGAGUCAUCCAAGGAAAAGAUUUAGCAGAAACUCCCGGGUAAAGAGAGCCACUAUGGUAAUCUGCAGUGGUGUCUCUGCCUGGGGCCCUUUGCAUGGUAGAGCUAAGUCAGGGUCCUGCUGUCCAGGAGAGGCGGUACCAGGGUAAUCAGUUGGCAGAAGCUGGGAGUUGCUUCAUGACCCUCUUCCUGCAGCUGAACCACCUUUUUGAAAAGCCCUUGUUUUAAAUAACUCUUUUAUCCUCUCAGUUAUUCUAGAAGUCUGCCCAAUUCAUGCCUUAAGUAAAAUUAAAUGACUUUUAAGAAAAGGGAAAAGAGCCUUUCAUUUUGGAAGCUCUGAUAAGUUCCCUCCAAACUCCUCCCCAAAAAUUUACCUACUCUUGAUUUCAGAAAAUGUGAGGGCUGACUCCAUUCUGGACAACGAAUUUGGCAGAGUCACUUUAAUUAAAAACGAAAACAGAAGCUUCUUCUCCCUCCAGCUAAAACAGCACUUGGUAGGCUUAGGUCAGAUGUUGGCCUCUCUGCAACGCGUGACAUUGGCUCAAGAAACAUAAAAACAAGAAAGUGGCAUCUGACCUUGUGUCACCCUUGGUGCCUCCGCUCUGGGGAACAGGAGCCUCACUGUGAUGAGAGGGUGGGAGCUGAGGAGAGAGAUAGCUGCAGGACUGAAGAGUGGCAUUUGAGGUUUGUGGGGUGUUUGUAGGUGAGCCCUUUCCAACUUGACAGAGAUGUUUGAAGGCUCUUCAGAGUCGACCGUGAGCAGACUUUGAUGUCAAAGUGUUAUGAAGGUCGGGCCCCUUAUUCCUAACGUGCUUUUGAUAUGGGAGGUCAGUGCCUUCAGGCCCCAGAUGGACUGCAGGUCUAGUAUGAUGUUCCACUGGAAGAGUUUUGGGACAAAGGUGCUUGGGAAAUUAGGGUCGGUAACAGCCUUUGGGGAGACGUCAGGAAGGUCAGCAGGGAGCCUGGUGCUGUUUUCACAAGUAAUAUACUCCCCUAAAGGCACUCAGCCUGAAAAACAAGAGAAAAACAAAACGAGGAAGAUGUGUCACUCCCCUUAGCGGUUCCUGUUGUUUCUGUUUCUACCACAGGCAGGUACACCGGGAAGGGGUUGGUUUUUGGUUUUUGUUUUAUUUUUCCUUUUUAUAGUGGGUAAGAGUAUACCACACAUUCUGUCCUCUGAACUAAUGAAAGAAGAGUUGAAAGAUUAUCUGGUUCAACACUGAUGUUUUAUCAGUGAGGAAACUGAGGCACAGAAAGGCAAGAAAUGUAGACCAUAAAAUGAUCGUGUGUAAACCUUGAGGCAAAUGGUAACCGAUGAGGAGACAAUUACUGGGAACUUGUGAGAGAGAAGAGUUAAGGCAAAUACCAGAGGAAAGCAGACCAGUUCGGACACGUGUGAGGAGAGGUUGAGAGAAGCAGGGAACUUGAACUCAUUAUCAGGCUAUUUGGGGGCCUCGGGAAGAUUGGUAACUCAAAUAGACUAAGGUCUGAAGAUUGUGGCUCAGUCCAGACCUGUUCCCUGGCUGACUCCACAGGUUUUAACCGACAUCUGGACUCCAGUUUCUCAGAAA